Messenger RNA from Manihot esculenta (cassava), 1619 nucleotides. RefSeq lists its product as uncharacterized. The coding region runs from base 319 to 1446 and encodes 375 amino acids. The transcript has a single exon. The record is from RefSeq and is a predicted model, not a curated record. Lineage: Eukaryota; Viridiplantae; Streptophyta; Magnoliopsida; Malpighiales; Euphorbiaceae.
GAAUUUUCAGUUUCUAAUUCAUUUUUAGAUCUCUAGCUUUUUUACAUGUAGGUCCCAAUUUCUGUUCAUCCAUAAACGGACAAUUUUCCAGGGAAAUUUGUCAUUUCUUGCGUUUUUUUUUCUCCUUCUCUGAUUUUGAUAGCAUUGGAUUUUGGUUUCAUUCUCUCUCGUUUCUGUGAGAGGAAAGAUGUUUCCGAUUCUGGAUUUCCUCUCUGAAACUACCUUAUUAAUUUUAUUUUCUUGAGAUUUGUUUUUUUUUUAAAUUUCUUGGAAGUUGGUAUUAUUUCUUAUUGUCUUGGAAUUUGAAACUAUCUUGUCAUGGAAGAAAGUGGUGGUGUUGGUCGUCGGAGACUCUCACUUUUGGACCAAAUGUCAGCAUUUGAGAACCGCAGAGGCCUUGCCGGCUUGAGCCUGGACGAUGUGUUGGCCGCUGAAAAAGAGCCAGCAGUGGCGGUUUCUCAUACGUCGGCUCAGGUGAACAGAACUCUUUUGGAUAUAAUCCGCGACGACGAGAAUCAUGGUCCUUUGUUUGGUUCCAAGGACAGGAAGAGCUGGAAAGUCUUCAGAGACCGCCUUCGCCUUAAGCGCACCGGUUCUGCUUGGGUCUCCACCAUCCCGACUCCAGCCUCCGAUAUUCCUAUCCGCAAUAACCACCAUAGUUCCGGCAAUCCCAGAUCCUUCAUGACCCGCCACAAUUCGGGGCGUAUGUCAAACAUUUCUUCCAACUCCGGCGACUCUACUCACCCGGAGGACUCCAACGAUAAUCCGGCCGUUCCGAGUUUCGGACCUCAAAUGUCUCGCCGGUCAUCCGGCCGGUUCAGUUCAUUGACACCAUCCGAGUCUGGACGGCAUGUUAUAAACGCUUACGCUGCGGCAGAUGAGGCUUCGUCACGGAGUUUCAUGUCCCAAAUGUCGCGGCCGAAUUCAAUUGGGACCUCCGAUUCGUUCCUAGACGGAGGAGAAGAGCUAGGGCGUGAAGGUAGCCGCCGACUGGGAGCGGCAUUGGCGGAGGAAAGAGCAAUAUCAGCGAGGGAGGCAGUAGUGGCGCAGCAAGCGGCAGAAGCCGCGGCAGCAGCUCAAGCAGCUGGUGAAGCUGCUACGGCGGAGGAAGAGGAAGAGGAGGAAGGUAGUGAUCCGGCAGGCGGAGGGGCAGCGGAGCCAGUAAGGAUGUCGUUAAUGGACUUAUUGGAGACAGAGGGGUCCAGGUACAUAACGGGAGAGGGAGAGGAAUAUGAGGAAGAAGAAGAGGAAGAUGAAGAAGAUACCCGUGCCGGCGGCGACGGGAUAGAGCACACAUGCUGCGUGUGCAUGGUAAGGCAUAAAGGUGCAGCAUUUAUCCCCUGCGGCCACACCUUUUGCAGGCUAUGUUCAAGAGAGCUCUGGGUCCAAAGGGGUAAUUGCCCUCUAUGCAAUGGGUUCAUCUUGGAAAUUCUUGAUAUUUUUUAGUUUUUCUUUUCCUUUUAAUUUCCACUUUUAUUUUACAAUCACAAGAGAUUUCAAAUUUGUGUAAGCAUCCUUUCUCUUCUCUCUCUUUCUCUCCCUGUGUUGUGUUUCUUUCUAUUUUGGAAUGCUAGUGGCUUGUUUGGAAGUGGUAAAAUUAAGAAAUUAAAUUAAUUCCC